CGGCAGUAGUCGAUUGACCAAUGGCUCGUUCCCUCUCAUCUAGACCCUCAACGAAAAAAAGCGUACCGCCCUCCAAGUUGUGCCCCCCUGGCGUCACUGUUGUCCUCGUAUUCAGCCCCCCAAGUAUUUUUUUUUAAUCAAAUCGACACAGCAUUUUAAAACGCCCCAGAUUAAACCCAGAAGACGUGAUAAUCGAGGUUGUGGUGAUAGAGGGACUAGUGAGUGCUAUUCCACGAGGUGUACCUCGUCCCUCCGCGGCAUCCCAAUCCAGGGGAUCAUCGUGGACCCUGAGGGAGCUAUUUGUUAUUUCACCACCAAUCCCAUCGCAAAUCUGGGGUUUUUCAAAAAAACUCGUUAUUGUGCGCGCAAUAUGAUUUUAUGUAUCGUCACGUGACCUUGGGGUGGGAAAAAAUGGCGCAAAUGGAUGGGUACAAACAUGGAUUCAUUGUCAAUGCGGAGAGAGUAUUUGUUUACAAACGUUUGUCAUCAUAAACCACGUGUCAAGUGACAAGGGUGAUUGUGAUUUAGUGAGAGGUUUAAUCGAGGUUCUUGAGGAGAAGGUAGGCUUUGGGGAUUGGGGGUGAGUUACAUCUUCUCGAGGUGUCAGCAGGAGCCCGAGGAUGACGGGUCGUGGCCCGAAGAGGCGAGGAAGGCCGCCGAAGUCGGUGGUGCUGGAACGUCCGAAGAAGUUUCAGUACCACUUGAUGAAGAAGCCGAAGUACCUGCAGAAAGGUGCAGAGACUCCAAAUUCACAGCCAAGUACACCAACAGCAUCACGACCCACGUCACCAGUGGAGUCUGAGGAGAGCAGAAGGAGUACACGCUCCACGAGGAAAUCAACAUCAGCGGUGACACGAGGUGGUAAAUCGAGAAAGGGUGGACACUCCAGUGCGUAUCAACGAAGAGGUUACAACGCAAAUGUUGAUCUUCGAGACUCGGAGUAUCACUACGGGUCGGACUUUGGUGACGAGUCGAGUGAAAAAAGUGAAGUUGACGAUGAUCCCCUCCUGCAGUCAGACCAGGAGAGUUCAGAGUCGGUCGGUGAGCCGGAGCCAUCAAGCGACAGUGAUUUCUCCCUCUCGAGUUUCAGCAAUGGAACACCCAGGAAGAGUCUUCUUUCCUCGCAGAGGGCACCAAGUCCUGAGCCCCUGUGGCUCCAGAAUCGUGAGCUGCCACCCCUGGAGCUCCCCAAGUCCUCCGAGGAUCUUCUCAUCUCGAAGGAGCACGUGAUGCAGGCCCUCUCCAUUUACGAGGUACUCAGGCAUUUCAGGACACUCGUCAGACUGUCCUCUUUCAGGUUCGAGGAUUUCUGCGCUGCCCUCACCUGCGAGGACCAGACCAAUCUCCUAGCUGAGAUUCAUAUUAUGCUGAUUAAGGCCUUGCUCAGGGAAGAGGACUCCCAGCAGACGCAUUUUGGUCCUCUUGAUCAGAAAGACUCUGUCAAUGUCUCUCUGUAUUUCGUCGAUCCCAUGACCUGGGGGGAGACACUCAGAUCCUACGUCGAGAGUGACAAGAAUUUCGAUCAAUCAAUCCUGAAUAUUCUAUCCACAACAGAGUAUCCGUUCAGUGGAAUUGAUAAUCGUCUGAAGGUCCUCCAGUUUCUCACUGAUCAAUUUCUCAUAACCAAUCCUGUCAGGGAGGAUCUUCUCCACGAGGGUAACAUGCAUUACGAUGAUCACUGCCGGGUAUGCCACCGACUUGGUGAUCUUCUCUGCUGUGAGACCUGUCCAGCUGUUUUUCAUCUGGAGUGUGUGGAGCCACCACUCGUCGAUGUACCCACCGAGGACUGGCAGUGCAGCAUCUGCAAGGCACACAAGGUCACUGGUGUCGUUGAUUGUGUACCAGAUGUGGAGAAAAAUGGAUUGCUGUGUAGACAGGAACACCUGGGAUUCGACAGACACGGCAGAAAGUACUGGUUCCUGGCUAGAAGAUUAUUCGUGGAGAGUGAGGAUGGCGAUGUCUGGUACUACAGUUCACCCCUGCAAUUCGAGGAACUCGUCAAUUCCCUGGAUAAGGAUGAGUUCGAGGUGGCACUCUGCAGGGAGUUGUCUGAUUACAAAGACGAGAUCGUCAGGCAGAUGGAACUCACUGAGAGCAUAACUAAUCAGAUAAAAGGCAACAAGAAAUCUUAUCUUGAAAUGGAGAAUGCUCAGAUCGUCAGGAUGCAGAAGGAGAGGUCAGAGAAGAAGGAGGAGAGCCCUGAGGAGGAUAAGAAGGAGGACGAGAAGAUGGAGGUGAGUGAUGAUCACGAGAACCUGGAGAAAAAAUCUAAUUCACCAUCCGAGGCUGGUGAUGAGGAUGAAGAGGAGAAGGGCAAGGAUGGCAAGAAGCCAUCGACGAUGGUAACGAGAUCCAAGACUGGUUCGUUAACACCCAGAACAUUCAGCAUGGACGACGUCAAGAAGAAGAAUAAUGACACGGAGAAGAUGGAUAAGAUACUCAAGGACGAGAGAUCUGACAAUACCAGAUUGACCAGGCAAAAGGCUCAUCAGAUUGCCACUGGCACUCAUUUAUUUAAACUAGGCAUGGACAACAAUUUUAAAUCCUAUGUCAAUCAGUACAGCACCAACACGAUAGCCUUGAAUAAAUCCCAGAGGAAUGAGGAGCGUGACAAAAAGCGUCACCUGUCACACAAAUUUUCAUUGACACAGGCAUCUGAAUUCAAGUGGGUGGGCAGUUUGACUGGUGCCAGGGCACUCCUCGUCAGCACCAUGAGGCAGACUAUUCUCCAGCUGGAGAGCAAUAUACAGUCACCAUUUAUGCAUCCAAACUGGCAUCUCCUGAAGAAACCCUGGAUAACAGCAGUUGGUGUUUGUGUGAGUCCCAGGGAUUUUGCCAGGGCACUGAUUGUCCUGCAGGCGUGCAUCAAGUCAUGUGUCUUUGCUAAUGUAUGGCACGAUCAGCUGGGGCACGUCAAGCUCCAGAGAGUGACUGCUGUUGAGAGGGAGGAGAAGAAGAGGCUUGAUAAGAAGGAGAAAAAGGAGAAGGAGGACGAGGAGGAGAGGAACAGAUUGACCUUCAAUUUUGUCAAGUACUCGUUGGGGCUUAAGCAUCAGGUGUGGAAGCAAAAGGGCGAGGAGUACAGGGUGCACGGACAGUGGGGAUGGCUGUGGAUAUCAGCGAGCAGGAGAUACAAGGGAGAGAGCAAGUGCCUGAAAUUAAUACCCCAGAAAAUAAUGGUGCAGAUCAGGGAUCAAGGGGGGAUUAAAAUUUUAGCACUUGAUCCACCGACUUAUGAGUUCCUGAUUCAGGAGUACUGCGACAAGAAGGAGAUCAAAGAGAUUAAGGAGAUCAAGGAGGAGGUGCCCGAGGUGAAGGAAGAGGUUGAGGCUGAGGUGAAGGAGGAGAAGUCAGACGAAUCGAAAGACAAACCUGAAAAGAUGAAUUUGUCGUUCCUAGCUGGAAUGAAAAUCGAAAAGGUAUUUACUCCAAUCGAAAAAUUCGAGGAGAUUGACGUGAUGAAAGCCCUGACAACGCCAGGACGUCUUCACUACCCCAAGAUAGCCAAGAAAACGAAGAUCGAUGAUUUUUUGGCGAGAAGAACGCACCUGAAGAUUCUUGAGGAGCGAAGACUGUCCCAGAGUGAGAAAAAAGAGAUAAAAAAAGAGGAGAAUGAAUUGGAUGAGGAUGAUAACGAGGACAGCACCACCACGGACAACUCAAUCCUCAGUAUAAUCUCAGGAAAGAUUCCGAAUAAAACUCUGUCGCCAUCGGUGCGUGAGAUGCUUGUGGUCGUCAGCAAGAGGAUCCAACAGGUGAGGGUGCAGUACGCAGCUGUCGUGAGACUUGGAAAGAAUAAUCACUGCUACUCGAGGUACUGCAACAUGACAGGACAAUCCCCGAAGGCGCCCAUCACACCUCAGAGUCUAACGAGCACAUGCUACUCCCCAAUUUGCCUGCAGAAAGCUCGACUAAAACGAGAUCUUGUGAAUCUCCUGAGAAAAGCCAAUGCCUUGAAUAACAAUCAGGUGACACCACCACCACCGAAAAAACCUGAGGAGAGUACGGACGCCAUCAGGAGGGAUCUGGAGUCAGCUGUGGCGCUUGCUACUCAUUGCUCUGAGGAAGUUCCAGCGACGAAUGUCGAUCCAGAGUCACCGAGGGCUAAAAAAAUUAAGAUCGAGACUGAGGGAGAGGCUGGAGAGGCUGGAGAUGCUGGACAGCUUGAUGUUGAGAAGAUUGAGAAUUCUGGGGAUGUUAAGCCCAGUACAACAACAACAAUUGUUAAUAAACGAGGGAGAACUGUUCAGAGGUGUACGAUGGCCAAGGAGAUGACAGCUGAUGGCACUGAGAGAAUUUACUCGACUGGUAAUCCUGAGGGGAAGGUGUACCUGAAGAAAGUGGCGAUUUCUCUGGCUGAGAGGAGGAAGAAGAGAGUGCCAGUGAAGUAUCCACUGUGCUCUACAUUCAGCACGAAAAAUAAUAAGAGGAGUAUUCUCCUGCUGCCUCAGCACGAGCUCAGAAAAUUGGCAAGGAUGGGUGGUAAAGCACCUGUUGGUGGUUUUCAUCAGAUUGCCAAGGCGAAUAUGACAGUGUGGCCUUAUCCAUGCCCCAGGCCUCUCUUCAAGACCUGCUGGCUUUACAGAACGGUUGGCCUCAAGUCACUGGCUGCUGCUGCUGUUCAGUUGAGAAUUCUCUGGGGGUGUCUCAGGUGGGACGAUAUGGUGGCUAAACCUGUGUCGUCCGAUGGAAAACAUCAGAUCACCACUGACACUGAGAUCAUGUCACUGGAGAUUCUUAAGCAUCGACAUGUUGGACAGUUUAUGGAUAGGACUCAGUAUCUCAGGAGAAAAGUCGUUAUUCCUCUGGAGUUGCCCAAGCAGAUCAGGGAGGUGACUAGUAUCAGAAGUGGAUUGAGGAAGAGGAAGAGACCUGAGAGCCCCCAGAGCACUGAGCCACAGGUAUCUGAGGAGUGGGUGGAUGAGGAUAAGCUGGAGCUCUGGGAGAUCAAGCAGUACGGAGACAGGUUGGAGAAGGCUAAUGCACAGAUUAUUACUAGGAGCAGAUCAGGUGUACCACAGACAGGUUCAUUCGUCAACAGGGGAUCGCUCUCCGGUGCUGGUGAGACACUGACUAGUAAAGCAACACCCGAUGAGAUCAAGGAGAAAAUGGAGCAGCAGUUGAGGAUACAGAGGGCUGCACACCAGCAGAAAAGAGUUCUGGAGACACUCAAGAGUCCAGCCAAUGCUGGACAAAUUGUCAAAGUCACGAGUAAUUCUAAUCAAGAGGGCACCGUGAAGAUUGUCUCGAAGGUGGCAAUUCCCCCGACACCCACGAACCUCCAGAAAUCCCAGCUGACAUCACUGCUGACAGCAACCCAGAAUAAACCACCUCCAGGUGUUCGUCGAAUAUUCAUGGUUAAAUCAGCUGAUGGUACAACGAGAAUGAUCGAUGGUACGACGAAGGAUAUUCUCUGCAAGAGGCCCACCACACCGACAACACCCACAUCUCAGUCCCUCAUCAAACCCGCCCCCCAGACACCCCAUCAGCCCCAAAGAGUUCAAAUUCUUCGAGGUCCUGAUGGCAAACUGCAGGUACGAGGUCUUAUGCCGGGUCAGCAGCUGGUGCAGAUGCCAGAUGGAAAGCUUCAUGUAUUGAAUACCACUCAGACUCCUGCCGCAAAUGCUCCCACCACUCCUACACCCCAGAAAACCGUGACAACCAUGAUAAAAACACCAAAUUUGAAAGCAACGCCAGUUAAAUUGCCAGUAUCGACGCCCCAACAGGUGACUCGUGUGAAGGGUACCGCAUUGGCUGUUGUUUCGAAUUUAGGUAGUGUUGUUACAACACCAAAAACCAGUACUCUGGUGAUGGCCAGCCCCACCCAGUUGCCCCCAUCAAAUCAGGUGAUUAAUACGAAUCAAAUAAUCGUCAAUAAUCCGAAUUUGGUGCAACAAUUAGCGAGUGGUAAGGCGCAGAUAGCGACCAUUGGUGGUCAUCAGGUGAUGAUACGAACUACACCAACAGGCAAUCAGAUUGUCCAGCUGAAUACAUCGAGCUCUGGAAUAAUUCAAGUGAAAAAUCCUAAAGUCAUUACAACUGUGACAGCUCCAACAGCCACAACAUCAGUAACAAGUGGAGCUCAAGCCCCAGCUACAAGCAGUUGUGUCAACACCAGCUCCAGCAGUUGCUGCACCAGCACCGUUGCCGCAACACCAGCAGCUGCUUCACCACCCCCAGCACCAGGAAGUGUCGAGGCAUCUCUUUUAGCUGGACAGCCACCGGGAACGAUAAUAAAAUGUGUGACGGCUCAAUUGAUUCAGACGAGUCAGGGGCCCAGGAUUGUUCUCCAGGGUUUACAAGGGACGGAAUUGACUCAAGCCCAGACGGCAAUGGUCCAGCAGCAGAUAAAGCAACAGCUGAUGAAGGCACAGGCGACAUCUGGUAAACAGGCUGUUCUUGGUCCCAUGAAAAUUUAUCUGGCAAUGCAUCCAGUCUCUCAGCCAUCACCAGCUACUCAAAAGCCACCGGCAGCAACACCAGGAGUUAAAUCACAGCCAGUGACACCAGUUAAACCAGUUGCCGCCAAGGAGAACAUUCCAGAGACCCCGAAGCAGCAGCAACCUGAUAAACCAAAAGUCGUUGUGCAACAGGUGAAGGAGGAGGAUCAAAAGAGUCCUCUCGCCAAUGGGCAACAGCCCCAGGUACCCAAGGAUCCUGGCCAAAAUAAAUUCAUUCUCACCCCCGACUACAUCCAGCAGACGAUAAAAAAUGCCCUCAAGCAGGAGAAUCUCAAUCCUGAAAUCGAGGAGAAGCUGCUGCAGUUGCAGAGAUAUCAGGAGAAGCAGAUGAAGGUCGAGCCGAAUCAGACCCAGACACCAGCGACGCCAGUGUCACGUGCACCAUCGAGAAAACGUCCAGCACCAGUGACACCGGUGAUUCAGAAGGAAUCACCAGUGAUUGAGAAGGAGAUAGAUGCUAGGAAGAAAGUUGUCAUCAAACAGGAGCCGAAGGAUAUCAAGGAGAUGAGCCCCACCAAAGUGCCAAAGGUGGAGGACGAGGCAUCCAGGAGAUCAAUAAAAAUCAAAGAAACCCAAGAGGCCAGGAGGCAGCAGCAGGUUCACUCCAGGAUGCAGGUUCUCCUGUUCAGGCACAAGGAGCUGCUGAAGAAAGAUAUCCUGAAGAAGAGGGCACUCCUGGAGAAGGAGCUGCAGAUUGACAUACAGAAGGAUCUCUCCGCUGAAUUGACAUCGAGGACAAAGGCUGAAAGGCACAAGCAGGACGAGGUUAAAGUUGGGGUUAAAAGGAAGGCUAUUCAACCACCUGGACAGCUCAGCCCAUCCAGCAAAGGGAACAAAGCCAAGAGGCACAGGUCAUCUGGCAGUGGUGCAACUCCUCCUGGUGGACCGUCCGCUGGACGAGUCAAGAAGCAAAAAUUAUACUGCCUAUGCAGAACACCCUACGAUGAAACUAAAUUCUAUGUGGGAUGCGAUCUGUGUAAUAAUUGGUUUCAUGGAGAGUGCGUGGGCAUCACCGAGGAGAUGAGCAAAAGCCUGUCAGAAUUUGUUUGCACUGAAUGCAGACAUGCCAGGGACACCCAGGAGCUUUACUGCCUGUGCAAACAGCCUUACGAUGAAUCUCAAUUUUAUAUCUGCUGUGACAAGUGUCAGGACUGGUUCCAUGGCAGGUGCGUUGGCAUUCUCCAAUCUGAGGCUGAUAAUAUCGACGAGUACGUGUGUCCCAAUUGCCAGAGGAAUUCAUCAGUAAAUUUUGCUAAUAUGAAAAAUCUCAGCGCCAAGGAUUUGGAUUUACUGAAAAAGCUUAUUAAACAUAUCCAGGCUCACAAAAGCGCGUGGCCCUUCAUGGAGCCUGUGGACCCCAACGAAGCCCCAGAUUAUUAUAAAGUUAUUAAGGAGCCCAUGGAUCUCCAGACGAUCGAGCUCCGGAUAAACGACCGUUCCUACAAAAAACUCUCCGAGUUCAUCGGCGACAUGACGAAGAUCUUCGACAAUUGUCGCUAUUACAACCCCAAGGAGUCACCGUUUUUCAAGUGCGCCGAAUCCUUAGAAACUUACUUCGUCCACAAGAUUAAGAGUCUUAGGGAGAAGUUUUCCGAGAACAAAUGAUUCAGCCACUAGUGAAACCGAACUCAGUGUUUAUCAUUUUCCAUUUUUUAAUUUAUUAAAGGACUAAAUAAAAAAUAAAUAUCGAGUCGAACGAAAGAGAAAGAAUGAUAAAUAUCCUCUGGCCUCUGAGUUCAAAUCCUCGAACAUUAAAAUUUUCUUUUUUUUUAAACUGUAAUAACGCGUGAAGAGUUUACACUAAUAGUUGAUUAAGAAUUAAUUAGGUAUACGCAUAAUAAAUUGUACAAAUUUGUUUAUUAUGCUUGAUGUAAUGACUUAAGUUGUUUUAAUCACUAAAUUUUUCUAUGAACUUGUUUAUAAAACGAAAAAAUACGAUGUUAGUCUGUAGGAUUGAAGCAGAGCGUCAAAAUAUGGGGGAAAAAUCACAAUUUGCAUUGUAAAUACUCAAGAUAAAUGAAGUUUCUCCAUCGAAGAACAAUUUUAUGACAAUUCGAUAAACGAAGAUCGUCUGAUUCUCAUGAAUUCCACUGGACAUGAUCAUUCAUUAAUUUUUCGUUGCCUUACAUUAUUAUUAUUAUUAUUUUAAUUAAACUGCUAACGAGAGAACACAGAUGUAAAUUUUUAUGCCAGGGUAAACAAAAGUUGAUGAUUGUACAGUAUUUUUAAUUCAAAUUGCUCGAUGUGACUCGAUGAGGAUUGGAGUUAUUAAUGGAGAAAUUAUUCAGGUGAAAAUUUAGGUUUAAUUAGUGAUUAAUUAUUUUUCACAGUUGAAGGUUUACAUUGUAAUUACGAGUGUAAGCACUAUUUUCUGCUCUUUAUUUUUAUUGGUAAUAAAGGAAUUGUAGCUUUCAUUGCGA
Messenger RNA from Fopius arisanus, 8881 nucleotides. It is a transcript of the gene E(bx), whose product is annotated as nucleosome-remodeling factor subunit NURF301 E(bx). Gene Ontology annotation, cellular component: NURF complex. Gene Ontology annotation, biological process: regulation of transcription by RNA polymerase II. NCBI's taxonomy places the organism in Eukaryota, Metazoa, Arthropoda, Insecta, Hymenoptera, Braconidae. Gene Ontology annotation, molecular function: RNA polymerase II cis-regulatory region sequence-specific DNA binding. The record is from RefSeq and is a predicted model, not a curated record.